Molecule: messenger RNA, 1680 nt
Organism: Zygotorulaspora mrakii
Lineage: Eukaryota; Fungi; Ascomycota; Saccharomycetes; Saccharomycetales; Saccharomycetaceae
Product: FHA domain-containing protein
Exons: 1
Coding region: 1-1680 (559 amino acids)
Molecular function (GO): protein binding
Source: RefSeq, a predicted model, not a curated record
AUGGUUGGCUCAUUCCCUCCUUCGUCACCGGUAGCAGCGUCAGGCUCUGCUUUCGGGCAACAUUUGCAUCGCGAAAGCUCGACUGAUGAUAUAUCCAUCGAACCUCUUAACAACAAUUAUAUGACCAAGUUUAGUGUUAACAAGCCUGCACUGUAUAAAGUGCAAUCCACCUGCGACGAUCGCUCUCAAUACGGAUUGAAAGGCAGUAAGAUCCAAUUUCCAACACCACAGGCUUCUUCGAGUACUGGUAGGUCAUCUUCACCAAUAAGGGCUGGUGCCGUUGAGUCGCGUCCAUCUUCGUCACCCUCAUUUUCACCAGCAUUGUCACCGUCGUCACCACAUGUUAUUUCACAAGAAAUUAGUUCCACAGUGGGUACCGAUUGGAUUAAUAUUGAGCUAGAUUCCCGCAACUGUUCACGUUUGGCUAUUGGCAGGAAGAAAUCGGUUUGUGACAUUGUUUUACCAAGCAAAAAGAAUAUUUCAAGACAGCAUGCUUUCAUAACCUACUUCCCAGUUGAAAAUCUGCUUAAAUUAGAGUGCAAUGGAACAAAUGGGUUAGUCAUUGAACUACCCUGUGGAAUCAAUUGCAAACUUAUGAAAAAAGAUUCCACAAAAGGAUCUUAUCAACUAAGUGCAGCGGAUGCUGGCAACGAGGAAUCUUUUGCUCAGAACGGAAAUCUAGAAAAAAGAAGGAAUGCCUUGUCUUUUGUACUUUUAAAAGGCGAAAAGGUUGUCAUGCCAUUUAUAGCAGGUACAUUAAUUGACUUUAGGCAAGCAGAGGCCAUAUUGACUCUUAAACAAGAUGAUUGUCCUGUAGAUGCUGAUGAUAACUCGACUGAAACUGAAGAUGAAAGGGAGGCGCUGUUCACCAAAAGUGAUGAUUUUCAUGAAGGUUCGAACACUCCAGAAAGAUUUAUUACAGUUGCUACAUCUCCAUCAACUCUGAAAUUAUCUGAAGAAAUGAUUCCCAAAAACCCUCCAAGCUCACCAUCGUAUAAUGCGGCAUCAAACACCACACCAAUUACCUCCAAUCCGCCACAAUUGUUUACAAAGUUCCAAGCAACUCCACUGAAGCUCUUUGAUAUUCAAACACCUGCAACUCCCAAAAAAAUCAAGCAGUUGAAUACCAGAAUCAAUGAAAGCUAUGAAGCACAAGAUACCCCAAUAUCAAAAAAUCGAAAAGUCGAAUCGCUUUCGAAACCACUAUUGCUGCACAGGCCUAGGAAUGAUCUAUCAGUAGAGAAGCCAGAUGAGCAGAAACGUAAGCAGCGUAAAAAAAUUACAAACAAAGAUGCCAAGACAAAAGAUCCUUUUGAAGCGUUAGAGGAGCGUGGUAUAGACUGCAGUGAACUUCAAAAUGUCCUAGCGAACCAUCUGGCAUUUGCUAAUGUGCAGCAAACACCACUUUUCCAAUUACUACAAGUAAAUUCAAAAACUUCGACAACAUCGAGACAAGAAUUACGUGCGCUGUUAGCGAGGGAGCCUUGCAUCGGCGUUAUUUAUCGUGAAGGUAAAGAUGCAGCAGGAAAGCCGCUCGAUGAAGAAUAUUUUUACGAUGUGGAAAAUGAUUCUAAUGAGGAAAGAAGAAACCUAGUCACUUCCCUCAAAGGUGGAAGAUCAGGGUUAAGAUCUUGCAGAAGAACACACAAGCAGUAUUUCUGGAAAAAACCAGCAAAGUGA